This is a messenger RNA of Melitaea cinxia (Glanville fritillary), 1599 nucleotides long. RefSeq lists its product as uncharacterized. Bases 118 to 1599 code for a protein of 493 amino acids. The transcript is spliced from 9 exons. NCBI's taxonomy places the organism in Eukaryota, Metazoa, Arthropoda, Insecta, Lepidoptera, Nymphalidae. The record is from RefSeq and is a predicted model, not a curated record.
AUUGAUUUGUUUUAUUAUGUGAACGAAUGUUAAAUAAAAUGUAAAUAAUUAUCUUUUUUAAUACACACAAAGAACUGAUAAUGAUCAAGGACGGCCUAUUAUUAUAAUGAAUUCAUCAUGAAAACUAAAAGCUUUCUAUUAUUCUCGACAUCGGUGAUCGCUAUAAGUUUAUUUUUAUUAGUAUUUCACUCGCAGCCGCCGCAAUCGUUUCAAAACAUCGUAACUCAAACACAUCAGCACAUCAAAGAUUUUCAGGUUUCUCUGACCCAGGAGCAACUUCGGGAUGAAGAAGAGCAGCACCUGGUGCAGGAGGAGAAAUACAUGCGCCUGGUGGGGCUGGAGGGGCACACUGAGCUCUGGCACAACACUACAGUACCAGUAAUUGUAACUCAUGCCCGGAACGACGACCAUGGCCUUGUCGUAUCCUUUAUACGGGACUGUGCAAGACUUCCGUACACAGUUCUGGUUUAUAACUUAGGUUUAAAACCUUACUCUUUAGCUGUGGUCUCCAACUACUGCAACUCUACAAAGUGCGUAAUCAUCGACUUUGACCUGCGACAGUUCCCGUCACACGUCAGUGACGAGAGCAUCACUGCGUUCCGCCCGCUUAUCAUCCAGCACGCUCUAAGCCGCACGGGCGGCGUGAUCUUCGCGUCGCCCCGCUGGCGCUGGGCGGGCAGCGCGGGCGCGUUGGGCGCGCUGUGGGCGCGGGCGGGCGGCGCGGACUCGCUGGGCGCGCUGGCCUGGCCGCGCCGCGCCGCCGUCACGUCCCUCACGCACCCGCGCAUGUUCCACUACCUGCGCGCCAGCGCCGACGACUUCCUCUUCGUGCAGAUGCUGGACGCCGGCCGCCUGCUGCUGGCGCCGCGCCCGCCUCUGGCCGACGUCAUGCGCCAGUGGAUCCAGUGCGCGCUCACGCUCGACUGCAUCAUGCCCAUCGGCGCGCAGUCGGGCGGGUGCCGCUUCGACAAGAAGCCCCAGUACCGCUACUCCGGCUGCCACGGGCAGGACGCGGCCGCGCUCAGCAUCGUGCUGGGCACGCGCGCCGGCUUCGAGGAGGCGCGCUACGCCGUCGCCGACGAGCGCCUGUGGCGCCGCGCCGACGAGCGCAACGCCACGCAGGCGCCCCCCGAGCGCCCCCCGAGCGCGGCUGAGCGCGCCGGCUUCGAGGAGGCGCGCUACGCCGUCGCCGACGAGCGCCUGUGGCGCCGCGCCGACGAGCGCAACGCCACGCAGGCGCCCCCCGAGCGCCCCCCGAGCGCGGCUGAGCGCGCCGGCUUCGAGGAGGCGCGCUACGCCGUCGCCGACGAGCGCCUGUGGCGCCGCGCCGACGAGCGCAACGCCACGCAGGCGCCCCCCGAGCGCCCCCCGAGCGCGGCUGAGCGCGCCGGCUUCGAGGAGGCGCGCUACGCCGUCGCCGACGAGCGCCUGUGGCGCCGCGCCGACGAGCGCAACGCCACGCAGGCGCCCCCCGAGCGCCCCCCGAGCGCGGCUGAGCGCGCCGGCUUCGAGGAGGCGCGCUACGCCGUCGCCGACGAGCGCCUGUGGCGCCGCGCCGACGAGCGCAACGCCACGCAGGCGCCCCCCGAGCGCGGCUGA